AUUUUGAGAACAAAUUAUAAAUCUAUAGUGCUUGGCCUCGGGCGCAAAUAUCGCCAGGCAAAAACCAAGCAUGAGUAGCCAUGAAUUCAACCACGGGGAUAGAGCCUUUCUCCAGGCCAUUUUAGCUCGAGGAACGAUUACUUUCGAAGAAGCCCGUCCUAUCCUUACUGCGAUAUUCAAUGCCAACCGCAGGCACAGCGCAGAUGAGGAGGGAGACGAAGUACGAACAGAUCAAAUCACCGAAGAACACUUUCAAGAGGCCAUAGACAAAGCUUCAGAAGCGGCAUCGCUUUUUGACUACGAAAUCCGAAGUACUUUUCACCAAAUUACCAAGAGACGAAUAUGGGCUUUGGUCAAUACCACGUCCGAUCCGCAGACGCAACUCGCUACCACAUACAGCCACGAAGAAAUCUCGUUCAUUAAACGUGUUCUAGACGCUAUGUUUGAAAAGUUCAACACCCCCCGUAUGGAAGUCAUGGCUAUCACCGAGAUGCAGGCCAUCAAACUGGCGCGGCCGAACCGAAGAGAAAGCCAGAUCGAUGUGGAAACGCAGACGCAAACAACUGUAGACAAAGGACUUAAGCAUAGUGAAGUAGAAGCUGUACUCGCAAAUUUGGUUGAGGGAGGGUGGUUUGAGAAGAGUAACGAGGGGUUCUAUACAUUGUCACCCCGAGCGUUGUUGGAGUUGCGACCCUGGCUAGUUGAAAGCUACAACGACCCGGAUCUUGGGCUACGCGACUGGCAGCGCAUCAAGUUUUGCGAAGCAUGCAAGGAUCCAGUUACGAUUGGUCUGAGAUGCGCAGAGGUGGAUUGCAACUUCCGACUCCAUGAGGUAUGUGAGGAGGCUUUCUGGCGAACUAGGCGAGACAGCAAAUGCCCACGAUGCUCUACCGAGUGGUCAAGUCAUAAGUUCACAGGCGAGCGAGCGGUCACAUCGACGGAUGCUUUCCAACGGGGACGGCGGAAGAAUGGUAGCGGCUGGCAACGUAGCACACUCGCCGAUGAGGUUAUCCGUGACGAAGGAGGGGCAGAUGAGGUAGAAGACGAGGACGUUGAUGACGCCUGA
Molecule: messenger RNA, 1066 nt
Organism: Fusarium oxysporum Fo47
Lineage: Eukaryota; Fungi; Ascomycota; Sordariomycetes; Hypocreales; Nectriaceae
Product: Smc5-Smc6 complex subunit NSE1
Exons: 1
Coding region: 71-1066 (331 amino acids)
Biological process (GO): DNA damage tolerance; double-strand break repair via homologous recombination
Cellular component (GO): Smc5-Smc6 complex; nucleus
Molecular function (GO): ubiquitin-protein transferase activity
Source: RefSeq, a predicted model, not a curated record